AUGCCUUCAUAUGUCCACUCUGACCGUGGUGUGUCCUUUAUGAGUAAGGAGUUUCAGACCUACUUGACCGAGAAAGGCAUCACUACUAGCCGCACGACGGGCUACAAUCCGGCAGGAAAUGGCCAGUACUUUGAAUGGUCAGUGGGAGAUCCAAUACAUGUUGAAAUCAAAAAUCAAGCUGGUGAAAUACCUUCAUUAUCAGUCAUCUGCAGGAAAUUAAAAGAACUAGAUCUGACGCGUCAUGAAGCCACUAAGGUAGCAACCGAGCGCUUUACACCACUCAACAUGGCUCAAAGACAAGCAUUUUUCCGAUGGAGAAUGACAAUCGAUCCAAGAAGGAUAUAUUUUUUAGAUGAAACAGCAUUUCAGCUUGAUGGCGAUACAAGAACAAUCGGACGGUGUCAUACAAAUGAAUCUCUGCCAAGUUAUGUAAGAAAGGGUGAUGCUCGAGUCAAAAUGUCAGUUCUCGCGAUAAUUGGAUUUGAUGGUGGAGUUCUUGGUGCUUAUCCAAUACAUGGUAACUUCAAUAGAAUAAGAUUUAAUUUUGUCUUAGCUCAGUUUCUUUUGGCCCUGGUACCUCCCGGUUCUUUUAUUGUUAUGGACAAUGCUUCAAUCCAUAACGAACAAGAUCUGGUGCAGCUGCUCUUACCACGAAACUUAACACUUGUCAAACUACCAACAUACUCAUACGAUUUGAAUCCUAUCGAGAUGGUGAAUGAAGUGGCCAAGACAUGUGCUCGAAGAACUCCAGGUCUGCUAAGAAACAAUAUGCCGUUUGCUAUAGUAAACGCAUUUUCACAGGUGACACGCCAUGCAGUCCAAAACUUCUACAGAAAAAGCUAGCAAGUGUUUGUGUGAAACGCCGCUGG
This is a messenger RNA of Exaiptasia diaphana, 869 nucleotides long. RefSeq lists its product as uncharacterized. Gene Ontology annotation, molecular function: nucleic acid binding. Bases 1 to 843 code for a protein of 280 amino acids. NCBI's taxonomy places the organism in Eukaryota, Metazoa, Cnidaria, Anthozoa, Actiniaria, Aiptasiidae. Gene Ontology annotation, biological process: DNA integration. The transcript is spliced from 2 exons. The record is from RefSeq and is a predicted model, not a curated record.